Molecule: messenger RNA, 2874 nt
Organism: Lentinula edodes (shiitake mushroom)
Lineage: Eukaryota; Fungi; Basidiomycota; Agaricomycetes; Agaricales; Omphalotaceae
Product: fungal-specific transcription factor domain-containing protein
Exons: 22
Coding region: 1-2874 (957 amino acids)
Biological process (GO): DNA-templated transcription; regulation of DNA-templated transcription
Molecular function (GO): DNA-binding transcription factor activity, RNA polymerase II-specific; zinc ion binding; DNA binding
Source: RefSeq, a predicted model, not a curated record
AUGGACUGGCACGAUUCUGACCCUUCUGAAGAUGGUGAUGCUCCUGAAUCCCUUUCAGCGUCUAGAAAGCGUAGUAGCAGAGCAUGCGACCAAUGCAGGAAAACCAAAAGUAAAUGCGAAAGAGUUGCUGGAGAGGGAGUUCCUUGUAAAAGUUGUGUUUUGGCUGGGACCAGUGAUGCUUACCGAUAUUCAGGCCCAAGCUACAAGAGAGGACCUCCAAAAGGUUAUAUUCAUGCAAUUGAACAAAGAUGGCACCAGGUCGAAUCACUCCUAGGCGUAAUCCUACAAUGCACAGAUCCUCGCGUACAGGGCCUCGUCGCCGAUCUUCGUCAAGAUGAACUCGCAUGCGAAAUUCUGAAUAGAGUCGAUAUGGGACCAUAUGGGCCCUCAGGGAAACGUUUCCAACCGCAAGGCGCAACUAAAGAGGACUUCUUUGCCUCCGUUUUACGGAGUAACGGAGGCGCUGCUCCAGGUCGUGACCACUCGCGAUCGAGAAGACAAUCGCGCGUAUCGAGGGAAAAGGUUUCGCUCACACAAGACCGGGGGUUGUCCGUUGUCCCGACCCAAGAAUGGCAGGAUAAUCUUGCCGUUCGCCUCUGCUCCUCGGGAUCUUCCUCUUCAACGUACAGUGUCACUUCUGCGUCCUCACCAGAUGGACCUGCCGCUCAGAGGCGUCGACUCGAUUCAACUCCGACUGAUUCUCAAGGACAUCCUGAUUGGAACGAUAUGUAUACCCUCGAAGCUUUAUCAGAUAACGAAGAAAGUGAUGGAAUAACUGAGGGGAUGGGAGAGCUAUCAGUCACAGAAAACCAAGAGAUUCGAUAUCAUGGCAAAGCCAGUGGAUUGCAGUUCCUCAGCAAAAAUAAUCGAACAGAUGACCGAGUGGAAGGCGGUUUAUGGUAUUAUACAACCUUUCUAUCGCCUCGUGCGCUUGCUAAUUGGGAUAGGAAAAUGCCUAUGGCUCGUGUGUGGCCACCCUCCAAGGAUUUUGCCGCCCUUACUGUGCAAGAAGAUGACAUCGUAGUCGAACUCCCUCCGAUACAUAUUCAAGACCACCUAAUUGACCUGUAUUUCACGUACAUACAUCCCGUGUUCCCAGUCAUCCACAAAAAUCGGUUUCUAUCAGAAUAUAAAGCAAGGUACGGGCCUAGACGGACGCGAGAAAACAGUCCCUCCUCGGUGUCAUCACCUAAGCCCGAAACCGCGCAAAAAGUUACAAACUUGCUUUUACUAUCCAUAUUUUCCAUUGCUGCACGAUUCUGCGACGAUGAAGCACCCAAAUCUCCUACUGGUCAAAUGUGGGAAGCAGGUUGUGACUACCUAGAAAGAGCCAGAACUAUUUUGACGAAAAUAUUUGAUCGGUCUAGACCCUCAACAGUGCAAUCGCUAUUACUUCUUGGUUAUCGCGAGUUUGGCAUUGGAGGCAUGGAACAGGGAUGGAUAUAUAUUGGGAUGGCUAUUCGGAUGGCCGUUGAUCUGGGUUUGCAUCGGAAUUCCGACAGUUGGAAACAUCACGGCCACAACUUGUUUUCCGUAGAUGAAAGGCAGUCGAGAAAACUGAUUUGGUGGGCUUGCUGUUUGGCUGACAGGUAUGGGUCCGUGUAUAUGGGACGGCCAAUUAUCAUCAGAGAUGAAGAUUUCGACGUUCCUCUACCGGAAAUUGAGGAGGACGAUCAAGAGCUUUGGCAGCCGUUGGCUUCUGAUACGAUGGAGAUCCCUUUCUCUCCUACCCCAUGUCAUACUAUUGCAUGUCAGCGUGUCACGGGAGAUCUCAGUAAGCCCAUCUCAUAUUUUCAUCUGUUCUUGAAAGUCACCAUUCUGGGUAGAAUUAUACAAAAAUUGUACCCCAUAACGGUCAUCGAUACCAUCCCACGACGGACGUUGCUGCAAACAUUCGAAUCAGAGCUUGAUCAGUGGUAUCUAGCUUUGCCAGAUUAUCUUCGUUACGAUGUGGCUAGCAAACGCAAUAUUCCACCCCCUCAUGUUAUCUUUCUACACAUCCGGUAUUGGGGUGCUGUCUUAUUACUCAAUCGCGCAUUAAUCGAUUUUUCUUCGCGGAGAUCCACGUUAGGGUUGAAGGCGUUUGAUCUUGCCCAAGGGGCUGCCACCCAUCUCAGCGCCAUCGUGACCGCCUGGCGAGAAAAAUUCACAUUAAGAAGGACGUCUCCCUUUUUGACAUCUUAUAUGCUCAGCACUGGGAUCAUGCACCUGUUGACAUUGACACUUCGGCCAAGAAACAUUCAAGCAUCGAAGGGACUACGGCAGUGCUUAGAAGCAUUGCAAGAGAUGGAGGUCCUUUGGCCUAGCGCCGCACGCGCAAAAGAUUUACUCAGCGGGGCUGUUGGAAGUGUCAAGCUUGGGAUCGAUAUUUGUGAAACCGUAGGCCGAGCAAAACGAGACGUCGACGAUGCUUUCGGCCAAGAAAAUAACGGUGAUCAUGCUCAUCGUGAAGCAUUCCGCUUAACUAACGAAGGGGGACAACAAGUACGGCCUCUGGCACAAAAAGUGCGCCCUCCAGAAGAAACAGGCGUCCAGGAUCUCAGCCAACGUUUAAUGGCCCAAAUGCUGGGCCUUGUUCCUGGAGUAGAACCAUCCACGUCUUUCUUUCCAGGGUAUGAAUUCUGGCCAGCACCCACCUCUGGACAAGGUCAAGUCGCGGAGCAGAUAUCAACGCCCACGUCGCAAAUCGCUCGACAAAACUUAUCUUAUCCUCAAGUCUCGUCUAACAUAAACACUCAAGCCAGAUCCAAUAGUAAUCUGAAUACUUACGGUGGUCCUGCUGUUGGGUGGAUGCCAGACGGUAACAUGAUGAAUGUUUCGAACGCGGUACCGGAGUAUAACUAUCCUUAUAAUUACAGUCAGUAUGGUCCUUGA